Micropterus dolomieu (smallmouth bass) is the source of this 2145-nucleotide messenger RNA. Its product is annotated as proto-oncogene c-Fos-like. The transcript is spliced from 6 exons. The record is from RefSeq and is a predicted model, not a curated record. NCBI's taxonomy places the organism in Eukaryota, Metazoa, Chordata, Actinopteri, Centrarchiformes, Centrarchidae. Gene Ontology annotation, molecular function: DNA-binding transcription factor activity, RNA polymerase II-specific; RNA polymerase II cis-regulatory region sequence-specific DNA binding. Gene Ontology annotation, cellular component: nucleus. The coding region runs from base 326 to 1591 and encodes 421 amino acids. Gene Ontology annotation, biological process: regulation of transcription by RNA polymerase II.
GGUAUGUAAAACUAAACCGGCUCUGCGGAGACGCAGAUACAACCUACAAAACGUCAUUACGUCAGUGAAUGGCCCGAAAUCUCUGGUUCACGGUAACAGCGGCAGAGUGAGAGCUCGCUGUGUGGCUGUGUGGCUCUCUCCACGGAGUCUGCAGAGCAGUGGAAUGAAACAGGACACCAAACAACCCGUUUACCAUAUAGCCUGUUUGAGUAUUUUGUUUGACUGGUUGGCAGGAGCAGAAACUUCCCAUUCAGCAGCCUACUCAGAGUAUUUGUUUUGAACAAGAGCCAAUUUUUUGUAGCCUUUAGAGAGAUUAGACGAGAACAUGCAUCCAGACUCCAGCACUGAGUUCGACUCAUCGUCCAGCUGUAGCACAGCAUCGCCUGGCGGGGACACCCCUGGGUGCAGCCAGCAUCUUCCUGACUCGCUUUCAUCAUCAGUGGACAGCGCCAAGGAUUACUGCCCCGUGCUGACAAUGAUCCUAGGCUACAGAUGCAAGACUCCAUGCAUCUAUGGGGAAUCUGUAAAGACAGCGCAAGCUCUUAUUUCAGGAAAUGAUAUUGAGACCGGUGCAGCAGACUCCUUUGUUCCGACUGUGACUGCAAUCUCAACCUCGCCGGAUCUAAGGUGGAUGGUGCAGCCGACAGUCCUCACAUCUGUCUCCCCGGCGUCCGGCCGUGCCAAGACUCGCGGCGCGACCCAGCCAUCUUCCCCGGCAGGUGCAAACAAGGCAAAGCCCUCCAACAGGAAAGGGCUGAAAGACAAGCCUUCCAAAGAGGAGGAAGAGAGGAGGAGAAUCAGGAGGGAGAGGAACAAAAUUGCUGCAGCAAAGUGUCGUAAUAGAAGGAGGGAGCUGAUCGACACUCUGCAAGCGGAAACUGACAAGCUCGAAGACGAGAAGUCCGCCCUCCAGACGGAGAUAGAUGACCUGCUGAAGGAGAAGGAGAGACUGGAGCAGGUCUUAGCCUCCCACAAAUCAUCCUGCAAACUCGCUGCAAAUGACAAUGGCGAUGAGGAGGAGGAGGAGGAGGAGGAGGAUAAUGAAGAUGAUGUUGACACAAUGCUGCAGGAUCCCCCGGCCUCCCCACAGCUGCUGUCCAUCUUAGAGAAUGGAAAAACCCCAGAGGGCAACACAACCAUUGGAGAAGCCGCCAUUGGUCAAGACAUGGACAGUGCACCUUGCAUCCCUGCUGCAGCCAUUUUGGGGAAUUCCAACAUCCUCCUGUGUUCCAGUGCAGAAGAGGAGGAUCUGGAGGACUUAAAAGGAGACGACCUGGAUGACUUGGUGCCCAGCCUAGAGAUGGCAGUGACUUCUGAGAUGGCUGUGUCUGUCCCUGACAUAGACCUGAGCGGCCCUUUCUGCCUCUCAGACUGGGAAACCCUGUACAAGUCUGUGGCAAACGACCUUGAAUCUUUGAGCACACCAGUCAUGUCUUCCAGUCCCACUUGUAGCAAUUUGCGCACAGUGUUUUCCUUUAAUUACUCUGAGAUUGAUUCCUUGGCUGAGGGCUUCGAGAGCCUCAAAGGCAGCCUCAGCACGUCUGAAUUAAUGAAAGAUAGUCUCAACUCUCCAACACUUCUGGCCUUGUGAAUGCAAAGAAGUUAUGCAAUGAUACUGUAAUUAUAUUCUAACCAGCCAGCAAGCUAUGAUCUCUCUCUCAAAUAAUCUUUUGUAGUGUGAGUUGUUGAUGUUGUGAAACUAAACAUCAAAGGUUGUGUAGAUGACAUGUUUUUCUGUGACUGUAAUGGGGUUGACUUCUUCCAUACUGUUGGUGCAAUUCUCUGAGAUGAGAAACUUUGUGCUGGUAACAAAAAUGCAUGCAAAUCCAAGUCAUCCGUAAUCCAAGAAGCGGUGGUAUCUUGUGUUUUUAAAAAUCCCUAAAUGUGAUGUGACGUUAGAUCAUGCUUGUAUAUGUAAUAUUGUUGACAAAGUUGUGUUGUAACACGUGAAAAUAGCAGGGUUACUAAUGUGUAGUGUGUAGGUGUAACAUCUUGCUGUAAGGUGUCCCCUAACUUGACAUGUCCUUGCGAGUGUUUCCAUAAAAAAAGAUUGCGUCAUGUAUUUUAUCAAGAUGUAUUUUAUGACAUAGUUUAUUUUUUUACUUAUCAAAGAAUAUCAGAUGCAAAAAAUUGUAUAACGCUGGA